GAACAACCAUCGGUAAGCAUCCACCAUGUCGUCAUCCCCGGGAGACAACCGGUAUACAUUCGAAUCGCCGGAAAACAAAAACAACAAACCGUUAUACCCCAGUACGGACAGCGGCUUUCUGCCGCUGGGCUUUAGCACCCCACAGCAGCAGCGGAACAGUGGGCCCAGUUCCCACCAGCGAAACUACUACUCGGCACAGCCCAAGUAUAUGCUCCCAAGGCAACGGGGAUUUCACAACCGGAACCGAAACCCUCAGCAACAGCAGCAAGAACAUCAACAACAACAACAGCACCAGGGUGGCAACGAGGGUUCCCCUGCUGAUAGCGAAGAACGCCCACAGGAGAGGAGACAAUUCCACCACAACCGCGAUUGGAAGGGUCAACAAAAUUUCCAAUCGAGAUCGAACAACAAUCGCUUCCAGCAGCAGCAGCAGCAGCAUCACCAGCGGAGGAACCGUUUCGGACUGGGGCACAAUCAGGGUAAGGAUAACGAUGGGAAGUAUAACAUAAACGAUUACUUCCACCCUUCGAUGCUGGAAGAUCCUUGGCAACAGUUGGUGCAACAGAACGAGCGAAGUAAAGCCGAGGAGGGUGAUUCCAGCGAUGCUGGCGGAGGCGGAAGUGGAAGUGAUGCGGGUGAUGACUAAAAUAAAAUGGUCUGCAUGUGAA
Molecule: messenger RNA, 668 nt
Organism: Aedes albopictus (Asian tiger mosquito)
Lineage: Eukaryota; Metazoa; Arthropoda; Insecta; Diptera; Culicidae
Product: protein kinase 4
Exons: 2
Coding region: 26-646 (206 amino acids)
Source: RefSeq, a predicted model, not a curated record